AUGGAAAUUUUACAUUAUGCAUUUGAUGAUGAAUAACUACUUUGUAAAUUUGACACUAAAUUUGUUAUUUUGUUUCAAAACCUCUUGAAGAAAUCUCAAACUUAAUCCAAUAUUUUAUAAUACAUUAAAAUUUAGCAACUUGAUAAUUAUUAAUUGCAAAAAUAUUUUAAUUAGAAUAAAUGUUACUUAUGA
Molecule: messenger RNA, 192 nt
Organism: Paramecium sonneborni
Lineage: Eukaryota; Ciliophora; Oligohymenophorea; Peniculida; Parameciidae
Source: the annotation of a GenBank genome assembly